Colletotrichum higginsianum IMI 349063 is the source of this 399-nucleotide messenger RNA. RefSeq names its product Mitochondrial large ribosomal subunit l49. Gene Ontology annotation, biological process: translation. Gene Ontology annotation, cellular component: ribosome; mitochondrial large ribosomal subunit. Lineage: Eukaryota; Fungi; Ascomycota; Sordariomycetes; Glomerellales; Glomerellaceae. Gene Ontology annotation, molecular function: structural constituent of ribosome. The record is from RefSeq and is a predicted model, not a curated record. The coding region runs from base 1 to 399 and encodes 132 amino acids. The transcript is spliced from 2 exons.
AUGCGCCCAGCACUCACCACCGCCGCCGCCGCCGUUCUCGCCCGGUCGACCCCCAGAGCAUCCGCCCUCCUUCCUUCAAUACGCUUCUCCUCCUCCGCCUCGACGACACCAGCCCCCGCCGCCGUUGCGAGACCGUACGUCAUUGGCCUUACCGCCGGCAACCAGUUCCCCGUCUACCCGAGUACAAAGGCCGCCGGAUCUUCCAAGUUCACCGUCGUCAAGAAGAUCGAGGGCAACAAGAAGGCCUUCGCCCAGGACCUUGCCCGCGAGGCAGGCUUCCCCGCCGAGGAUGUCAAGCUGAACCCCGUGACGGGUCACGUCCAGAUCAAGGGCUUCCACGUCGACAAGGUAAAGCAAUGGCUGAGUACCGCGAUGGGCAAAUCUACCGCUGCAGUAUGA